AUAUCACGUUUUAAUAAUAUUCUGAGCCACAGCGAGGAGCUAAAGCUGAAGAAGGAGUUAGGGGCUCUAUGCAAUGAGUCCCAGUGUGAAUUCCUACAAAUGAAGCAGCUGUUUUUCAACUCCCACACAUCCACCAGCACACAGGCCCAGCCACCAGACUCUCUCCGCACACUGGAGUCAUCAGGACUGAUGGAAGAGGCUACAGAGGGACUCUGUGGCACAUCGGACACACCCCAAAAUAGGACCUCACAGAUGUCUGCAGGGUCAGUCAGCCUGUUGGAGUUCCAUGCAGAUCUGCUACAAUCCCCACCUGCCUCCUUACCACAAAGUGCAUUCCUACCAGACAUCCCUAAAACGAAGUCAGAGGUGAGCAAGAGUCAAGGAACCACACGUAUGAAAGGAAUCAGUGAAGAGAGAAAUUCAGUUCAUUUGGUCCUGUCUCCUCCAGGGCAGAAACCUUCCCCGAAGCCGGCCAUAGCUCAGCUAGCAGGGACUACCAAAGUGGUGUCCAUGUCCAUGAGGCCACAGCCUCCCUCCAAGCCCAGGUCAGAGAGGCCAGCAACAGGGACCAGGACAUUUAUAUACAAGAGCAAGAAGGAGUCAGAGCAGGUGUCGGAGAAGGAAGCGGCUGAGAGGCGCAUCCAGAAAUCAAACUUCUUCAGCAGAUGUCAGGCUCUGAGCUCGGAUAACACCGAUGACAGCAGGAACAGUGAGGACUCGGGCUCCGAACAAUCCCACGGGAACUCCCCACAGAAGGUCAAGAAAAAGAAAAGGAGGGAACAGAAAGAUAGGUCUACACAUACACCAAGGACGUCCACUGACGACAGGACCUCAAAGAGCCAGAGGAGUACCAAGGCCCCCAACAGUAUCCACAGUGUCAAGUCCACCACAGAGCUGCUCGAUGAGGCCCGGGGCAUUGUAGGGGCCAAGGGGGCAGAGAGCCAGGAGGACACGGACCCCCAGCAGAGAGACCCAGAGGAGUCAGUGGCCAAGGCUAUGGGGCUUGUCAGAGGCAGAGGGAGGACGGUGGAUGAGAUCAUUGCCUCCCUACAGAGAGGGGACAGUGAUAUGCCAUCCGCCUCAGACCAGAUGAUCAAGGAGCUGAUGGAGAGAGUGCUGGGGGACAGCUACAAUGCUGACAACGAGGUGACAACAUGAUUACAAUAGGAUAACAACUGAUAAUAUGCUGAAUGGUCACAAACAUGUUGACCUUCAUACUUUUGGUUGAGAUUUUAAAUAAGCCCAGUGAUAGUUAAUUUAUAUUAGUUAUUUAAACAGGUAUUCAAUGCUCAUAACAAUUGCACUUCUAUUGAUUAAUGACAAUCUUUGUUUUUGUAUAACAAUCAAUCAUUUUUAAAGGAAGAGAAAACAGCGGAAUCAGAGGAGCGAGAAGAGAAUAUUGUCCAUGUACAAACAGAGGUAAUGCAGAGACUACAGUGUUUAGAUUUAUCACAUUUCACUUGCCUUGACUUGUGACAUUGAAAAAUAGGUUUUCAGAGCAUUUGAGAACUUUUUUAAGUGGAGUGGUUUCUGUUAUUAAGGUUGUAUAAAGUUGAAACUAAAUUCUACCUUGAUAAGGAAUUCUGUUUGUAUGAUAGUUAACAUUAACAAACAUAUCCUGAUUUUUCCAGGGAACUCAGAUGUCCCCGGUUCCACAGAGGAUGUUGUGGGUUAAGAGGGAGACACCUACCCCUCCAAGACUUGUUGAGUCCCCUAAAGUCAGAUCAGGGGUCUACAAGAUGGCUCACUCACUGUCUGAACGAGAGACAGACUGCGAUGACUCUAUGGCCUCUGCUCCUCCACAGAAGGUAAUACUUAGAUUUAGUUGGUUGUCAUUGUGUGAAGUUCAGUAGUUGUUUUACAACUGUACUAUCAGUUUAUCUUGUUCCCGCCUAAUUUAUGUAAGUCUUUUCUUAUUUUAGCUCCCACAAUUAGAAGACAAACAUUUGUCUUUUAUUUGUAUUAAUUUUUUUAAAGGUGACUUAUACAGAUGUAAUGACAGCUCGAGGAGAUACCAUAGCUCCUUCUCAGAGACCAGCGAGGGUGUCUUUACAAAACAAAACCAUUCAAAGCCUCUCUCUUCUAGCAACAUGGGCCCCCAAAGCACAGUAAGCAUCUUGUAUUCCCUCUCAGUCUGGUUGAUCAUGAGAGUUGUGAGUUGUUGUUACAAACAGAUUUUGAGUUGUGAUCAUUAUUGGAGGUUAAACUACUACUUCUAUUACAAGCUUGGGUAAUAAAUUGAUAAAACAUGCAACACUGCACUGUAAAAUAAAUGGUGUUUUUCCCCAAAAACAUGAAAACAUGUUGCUUAAACCCUCUAUAAUCAUGGUCAUCACUGUGAUCUCCCUGCUUGUUCUGAAAGAAGUCGUUUUCCAACAACCUCUUCAAUUCGCUAUCGUAGUAACUAUCUCCAACCUUGACGUUAAUGGAUGGGGCGGGGGUGGCAUUGGACGGAGGUGAGCUCAGUUCCAGGGAGUCUGUCUGUAAGUAAAGUGACUACUAGGCUAUCAUCAAAACUCCCCACCUGAUUCUCAGAGACCCAUUGACACAGAGAGUAAUUAUGCUCCCAGCCUAACACACUCUUUAGACUGCUCUCUCUCUGUCUGGAGCCUGAUGCAACCACACACUUCCUUAUAACUGACUCCUUACUCACCUAAAGAGACCAGAUUUACUGCCUCCUCCUGCUGCAAAUGCUGAGUUGGAGUUGUGCCACUCCCUCCCACUCCUUCCACUCCCCUCCAACCCCAUUCAAGAAAAAAUGGAACCAAAACAAGGGCCAUUUAAUUAGGGGUGUUUUUCAGAACUUUGGUUCAGUGAAAGGUUUCUGCUGGGUAUGGAUAAGAGGCUUUAUAAGGGGGCCAGGCUGCCAGCCUGUCUGCUGAUGGGAGAUGGAUUAGAUAAGGAGCAAGGCUGAAGGCAGUGCUCAGGUCGGCUCCACUCCACAGUUAUGGAAUGCUCAUUUAAUUGAAAACAAGGCAAAUGACUCCAGGGUGACCUUACAGGUUUGCCGCUCCGCUAGCUGAACUGAGGCAUACCUACCUAACCCAGAGUGCCAGAGAGAUGAUCAAUCUCGGGAGUGGCAGGCCAUAGUGAACAUGUUAGGCUCCAAUAAAUUGUCCAGUAUCUGUCAGGACAGGAGGUGGGUGGUGGGUGGCGAAGGGAGGCCGGGCCUUUCCCUCCUAGCACAGAGAGGCCACACACAGAGUCUCCAGUUCAAAGAGUGGUGAGAAGUUAUGGCAGGGAUGAUCUGAGCAAAUAAACCUCCACCUCAUCUGCUUACGCCACAGAGAAUGGUUCAUCUGUUAGGACAAGCCUCAAGACCACUGUAUUGCUUGUAGACUUUUCAAAUAUGUGGAUUGUUGUUGAAUCGUUGACAUUCUUCAAUAUAACAAACCAGUGGGGUUUUGGUUCAAAACAAAAUGUCAGCUUACUUCCCCCUUUACCAUACAUGAUAAUACUGUAUGUUGUGUUUUUAUAUACCCUGUGUUAUUACAGACUAGCUACAGAAGUCAGAAAGUAUGUUACAUUUAGAUACAAUUGCAAGUAAGCAUGAGCUUGGUCCUAGAUCUGUUUGUGUUCUUGCCAACUCCAUUGCUGUCAUUGUCAAGCCAGUGACAAGGAGUUGGCAUGAUGGCGCAAACAGACUGGUGAAGUAAGAAUAUCACAACAUUGUAGUCAUUACGGUUGUAAUUCUCUCCCACAGUACAGAUGGGUACAAGACCAUUCACCACCUCUGUACAAACCCAGUCAGCCAGGCCCUUCCUCCGGAGCUGCAGCUGGCUUCCCGGGUCUGUCACACCUCCAGCCAACUCCCUGCACCACCACAGUUUCACCAACAGAGGGCAGCACUACGACACAUCGCUGCCCAGCCUGAAAGACACAGGUAAAACCAAAUCUCUCCCAGGCUCUGCUUCAUAAGUUGUUUUCUGACCAAAACCUAGACUUUAUAGCAACAUUUGGAAUUGAAGUGCUGUGAUACAGGGUAUGAUACCCUGUUUGUUGCAUAAAAUUAUUUAGUAAAUAUGAUUUGGUCAUCCUCUACUUUUUCUCUCACUACCUUCUGCACUCCACGUAGGAAAACGUUGCAUGUCAGGAGUAUCAUUACAACAACCUCAUAUCAUGUAAAACUAUUUAAUCUCUUUGCAGGAUAGUAAAUGAAGGCGUGCCCUGCAUGGAGGUGACUGAGUCUGAUGGAAAGGACUGUGUGACCCACCUGCCUCCCCAGACUUCAGACAGCCUGGCUGACUGGCAGAGGAUCGCUGAGUAUUACGUAGAGAAGCCCAGGAUGAUGCUUCAUGGACAGGCGGUGAGGAGGAUCAGCACUAUGUUAAUUCAACUUUUUCCCCCAAACAUUUUGUCUAGAAAGUGUUUUACCAUCCAACAAGAUGAUCCACUAGGUGGCACCAAACAUAUUUGUAACUCAUAAGAUACAGCAGGUUGCUUUAAAGGUACUGCUUAUAACAUGGUAAUAGCACUGUAGCUAUCUGGGAUUGUUUAGGAAUGUAAAAUGUUUAAGUUCCAAUGAAGCUAACACCGCAUUAUCUUUUUAAUUCCAUGUAUGAGUUUGUUUUAUUCAAGGGAACUUUUCAUUGGUCUAGAUGAGUCACCUGUCCUCCCAGUUAAUUUUGUAAAAUUUAGUUUUUUUUUUUUUAGUCAUUUAGCAGACGCUCUUAUCCAGAGUGACUUACAGGAGCAAUUAGGGUUAAGUGCCUUGCUCAAGGGCACAUCGACAGAUUUUUCACCUAGUCGGCUCGGGGAUUAGAACCAGCGACCUUUCGGUUACUGGCACAACGCUCUUAACCACUAAGCUACCUGCCGCCCCAGUUCUCUGUGUCUCUCAUACAGUAUUUCUCUCCUUCCUCCCAGACUUCUCUGUGUUCCAACGAGUUGAAGAUGUUCUGGCACCCAGCUCCUCCCAAGUUCAGCUGCUCUCCUGCCUUCGUCAAACACAAACUCUUUCCCAAGUACCAGGUAGUGUAGUACCAGACAGACAGUCAGACCACAUGGACAGUUAACGGAAGACUUAACUCUACUCCAUAUGUUCCUGGCUGUGUUUUAGUUGAGACGUGAUGGGGUAACAUUGGAGAUGCUCUUUGAUCAUUACAUUACAAGAUGUGUUACUACUCUGAAAGUUAGAUAACAUUAACAUUGAUCGUGCCUUUUUAACCAAAGAUGUCCUGGUGAAUUAGAAUAUCUUUGAAUAUCAAAUAUCUUUAAUAUGUCUGGAAAAUAUCAAAUUGCAAGUUAACCAGUUAACCAUACCUUGCCAAUGUGAUCUCACCCUAUAUACCCUACUGCUGUGUUUCUAUGGUGUUUGUUACUCAGGCAACACGGAACGAUCUCUCCAGAGAGGAGCUCUAUGGUGAUCUGCAGGACCUGGUGGAAUCAGCCUGUGACCUGACAGAGAUGGAGCCAACCACCUCAGUGGUCAGUGUGUGCUUUAGUUACACCCCCCCCAACUAAAUUAAACAAGCCUUUCCCCCUUCUAUCUCUAGCAUGCCCUUACGUACGUGUUGGAUCUUCCUACAGGAAAAUGUGCUGUCCAGAAAGUUCAAGUCUAUGAUAGACCUCAGAGUAAAUGAGCAGUCACCUCAACCCUCCAUUGAUGAAGAACAGGUGAGUGUAUAUGAUAUGUCAUGUCAUUCAAUAACAUGAUGAACCACUAUAUCAGUACAUCUCACUGCCUAAGCAGAGGUUCUGACCAUGGUCUCACUAUUCACCAUCUUGACACAGUUGAAGAGGCCCCUCUCUGCCCCAUACCUCAAUCCUGUGCCAGAAGCCUUCCUCAAGGUAUCAUGUGACUUCGCCACCAUCACCAGAGAGCUGGAGGUGGUUCGGCAGCAGCUGUCCUCCACCGUGCUGGCUGAGGAGACCCCUCCCCAGGCCACCCCCAUCGUCCAGCAGGAGGCCGACCACCAAGCCCCCGCAGCAGGCCCCACUACAGAGGAGCUCACCCCAGCCCUCAGCCAGAGCCAAUUCCAGUACAGGAAGGACCGAGGCAGGGUGAUGCUGGGGGAACCCCUCAUGAGAGGCAGCAUAUCCCACUCCAAGAAGAAGGUCACCAAGGGUGGGAAGAAGCUGUGCCCUGCCAAGCUGGCCUACAUCCAUGAAAAACUGCAGGAGCCUCCACGUACUCUCAUCAGGUAGGCAGGCUUACAGUACUGUGAUUCAUUUGAGAUAACAAAGCAGUUAUAUAAUUUGCAGACGAAUGUGCUUUCAUUUGGAUAUACAGUAGACCCAUGUUAUUGCUGUAUUUACAGAAUGUAUACAUUUCUUCUUUACAUCUAAUCCCCCUGUCUAUCUGUGUUGUCUGCCUCUUGUUUUCCCAGGAGUGAGUCUGUGUGCCAGCUAUUACCCAUCAAACCCACCACGUGCCCUUCAGAGGAGCCUCCCCUCCCACUCCCCUUGCCCCGCUACUCGAGCCUACCCCUGGUGCUGGACUUUGAGAGCUUCGCCGCGGACCAGGGGGGCAUCCCCGACGUGCUCCCUCCCCGGGAGUGGGUGAGGGAUAUCUGGGACGCCUGGUUCGACGAGCUCUUCCCCCCACUGGAGGAGAGCAGCAGCACCUCCAAGAAAGAGUCAGACUCCUCCAAGAUUGCCCCCAGCAGCAGCCUCCAGAGCGGGACCCUGAAGAAGCCUGGGGAGAAGGUCCUGACGCUGGAUGAGAUCCAGGCUCUAGACUGGGUGGACCUGUCUCUGACCCUGGACCAGGGCCUGACCACAGGGGACCUGGAGGGAGAGGUGGCCAAGCUGACCCAGGCUAUUGCCCAGCAGGACAGAGCCAGCGCCUUUGACCUGUGUCGCAGGGGGGCGCUGCAGAAGAAACUGGGCCGGCUCAACCAGGCUCUGGAGGAUCUCAAUGCCGUAAAUUUAGUUCACAUUUUCAGUAGGAUAGCAGAGGUUUGGUUCUGAAAUAGGACAGCCAUGGAGGAGUGUGUUAGGUUGGAAUACUGUAAUUGCAGUUGGAAGCUAGUCAAAGUAACUUGAAUUAGACAUGUAUUUAUAAGUAUAUAAGCUAGCUAAUAGGUUUGACCUGAUUUCCCUGCUAGCUUCAUUUUCCUCCUCUAGGCCUAGCUUCAGAUGAUAAAUGGUUAAUGUGUUGUUAUUUCCACACUAGGCCAUUUCCCUGGAGCCCUACCUGCUGGAUGCUUACUGGCACAGGCACAGCAUUUAUCUGCUCAGAAACAACCAGAAUAGCGCUUUGGAUGACCUGAACUUUAUCAUCAAGCACACCAAGAAACAUGCAGGUAAGCCCACCACAGCCCAAAGCCCUGUGUAUUUUAUUAGUUACUGUAGAUACAAGUGAUUCACAGUACAUACAGUGAGGGAAAAAAGUAUUUGAUCCCCUGCUGAUUUUGUACGUUUGCCCACUGACAAAGACAUGAUCAGUCUAUAAUUUUAAUGAUAGGUUUAUUUGAACAGUGAGAGACAGAAUAACAACAAAAAAAUCCAGAAAAACGCAUGUCAAAAAUGUUAUAAAUUGAUUUGCAUUUUAAUGAGGGAAAUAAGUAUUUGACCCCUCUGCAAAACAUUACUUAGUACUUGGUGGCAAAACCCUUGUUGGCAAUCACAGAGGUCAGACGUUUCUUGUAGUUGGCCACCAGGUUUGCACACAUCUCAGGAGGGAUUUUGUCCCACUCCUCUUUGCAGAUCUUCUCCAAGUCAUUAAGGUUUCGAGCCUGACGUUUGGCAACUCGAACCUUCAGCUCCCACCACAGAUUUUCUAUGGGAUUAAGGUCUGGAGACUGGCUAGGCCACUCCAGGACCUUAAUGUGCUUCUUCUUGAGCCAUUCCUUUGUUGCCUUGGCCGUGUAUUUUGGGUCAUUGUCAUGCUAGAAUAUCCAUCCACAACCCAUUUUCAAUGCCCUGGCUGAGGGAAGGAGGUUCUCACCCAAGAUUUGACGGUACGUGGCGCCGUCCAUCGACCCUUUGAUGCGGUGAAGUUGUCCUGUCCUCUUAGCAGAAAAACACCCCCAAAGCAUAAUGUUUCCACCUCCAUGUUUGACGGUGGGGAUGGUGUUCUUGGGGGGUCAUAGGCAGCAUUCCUCCUCCUCCAAACACGGCGAGUUGAGUUGAUGCCAAAGAGCUCGAUUUUGGUCUCAUCUGACCACAACACUUUCACCCAGUUCUCCUCUGAAUCAUUCAUAUGUUCAUUGGCAAACUUCAGACGGGCCUGUAUAUGUGCUUUCUUGAGCAGGGGGACCUUGCGGGCGCUGCAGGAUUUCAGUCCUUCACGGCGUAGUGUGUUACCAAUUGUUUUCUUGUUGACUAUGGUCCCAGCUGCCUUGAGAUCAUUGACAAGAUCCUCCCGUGUAGUUCUGGGCUGAUUCCUCACCGUUCUCAUGAUCAUUUCAACUCCACGAGGUGAGUUCUUGCAUGGAGCCCCAGGCCGAGGGAGAUUGACAGUUCUUUUGUGUUUCUUCCAUUUGCGAAUAAUCGCACCAACUGUUGCCACCUUCUCACCAAGCUGCUUGCCGAUGGUCUUGUAGCCCAUUCCAGCCUUGUGUAGGUCUACAAUCUUGUCCCUGACAUCCUUGGGGAGCUCUUUGGUCUUGGCCAUGGUGGAGAGUUUGGAAUCUGAUUGAUUGAUUGCUUCUGUGGACAGGUGUCUUUUAUACAGGUAACAAGCUGAGAUUAGGAGCACUCCCUUUAAGAGUGUGCUCCCAAUCUCAGCUCGUUACCUGUAUAAAAGACACCUGGGAGCCAGAAAUCUUUCUGAUUGAGAGGGGGUCAAAUACUUAUUUCCCUCAUUAAAAUGCAAAUCAAUUUAUAACAUUUUUGACAUGCGUUUUUCUGGAUUUUUUUGUUGUUAUUCUGUCUCUCACUGUUCAAAUAAACCUACCAUUAAAAUUAUAGACUGAUCAUGACUUUGUCAGUGGGCAAAUGUACAAAAUCAGCAGGGGAUCAAAUACUUUUUUCCAUCACUGUACAGCAUGAUAAUGCACUGACUGACUCUGCCAAGGUGACAGUGAUUGCACUUCUGCUGAAUCUCUCACUUUAAUGAAUUUAAAUUCCUCAUUUUAUGAGCGUUUUAGUUUUUUCGCUCUCUGUCAUGUUCCAUCUGUAUUUUCAAGUUAGUGAGGGCUCCACUGAUUUAAAUGUUAGUUCCUUUUUGCCAACAGGAACAUAUUUUUGUUGACUAUAAUUAUUGCACAUUCUGUGCCAUUACGCUGCUAGUUGAUUUAUUAAGGCAAUUCUGGUGAAGUACCCACGGUUAAAGAUGCAACUGGACUUACAGUGCAUUCGGAAAGUAUUCAGACUCCUUCCCUUUUUCCACAUUUUAUUACAUUACAGCCUUAUUCUAAAAUUGAUUAAAUAUAUUUUUUCCCUGAUCAAUCUACACACAAUACCCCAUAAUGACAAAGCAAAAACAGGCUUUUAGAAAUGUUGGCAAAUUUAUUCAAAAUAAAAAACGGAAAUAUUGCAUUUACAUAAGUAUUCAGACCCUUUACUCAGUACUUUGUUGAAGCACCUUUGGCAGCGAUUACAGCCUCGAGUCUUCUUGGCUAUGACGCUACAAGCUUGGCACACCUGUAUUUGGGGAGUUUCUCCCAUUCUUCUCAGCAGAUCCUCUCAAGCUCUGUCAGGUUGGAUGGAGAGCGUCGCUGCACAGCUAUUUUCAGGUCUCUCCAGAGAUGUUAGAUCGGGUUCAAGUCCGGGCUCUGGUUGGGCCACUCAAGGACAUUCAGAGACUUGUCCCGAAGCCACUCCUGCGUUGUCUUGGGUGUGUGCUUAGGGUUGUUGUCCUGUUGGAAGGGGAACCUUCACCCCAGUCUGAGGUCCUGAGCGCUCUGGAGCAGGUUUUCAUCAAGGAUCUCUCUGUACUUUGCUCCGUUCAUCUUUCCCUUGAUCCUGACUAGUCUCCCAGUCCCUGCCGCUGAAAAACAUCCCCACAGCAUGAUGCUGCCACCACCAUGCUUCACCGUAGGGAUGGUGCCAGGUUUCCUCCAGACGUGACGCUUGGCAUUCAGGCCAAAGAGUUCAAUCUUGGUUUCAUCAGAUCAGAGAAUCUUGUUUUCCAUGGUCUGAGAGUCCUUUAGGUACCUUUUGGCAAACUCCAAGUGGAGUUUGCCUUUUACUGAGGAGUGGCUUCCGUCUGGCUACUCUACCAUAAAGGCCUGAUUGGUGGAGUGCUGCAGGGAUGGUUGUCCUUCUGGAAGGUUCUCCCAUCUCCACAGAGGAACUCUGGAGCUCUGUCAGAGUGACCAUCGGGUUAUUGGUCACCUCCCUGACCAAGGCCCUUCUCCCCCGAUUGCUCAAUUUGGCCGGGUGCCCAGCUCUAGGAAGCAUCUUGGUGGUUCCAAACUUCUUCCAUUUAAGAAUGAUGGAGGCCACUGUGUUCUUGGGGACCUUCAAUGCUGUAGACAUUUUUUGGUACCCUUCCCCAGAUCUGUGCCUCGACACAAUCCUGUCUCGGAGCUCUAUGGACAAUUCCUUUGACCUCAUGGCUUGGUUUUUGCUCUGACAUGCACUGUCAACUGUGGGACCUUAUAUAGACAGGGGUGUGCCUUUCCAAAUCAUGUCCAAUCAAUUGAAUUUACCACAGGUGGACUCCAAUCAAGUUGUAGAAACAUCUCAAGGAUGAUCAAUGGAAACAGGAUGCACCUGAGCUCAAUAUCGAGUCUCAUAGCAAAGGGAAUACUUAUGUAAAUGAGAUAUUUCUGUUUUUUAUUUUUUAUAAAUUAGCAAACAUUUCUAAAAACCUUUUUUUGCUUUGUCAUUUUGGGGUAUUGUGUGUAGAAAAAUUAAUGUAAUCCAUUUUAGAAUAAGGCUGUAACGUAACAACAAGUGGAAAAAGUCAAGGGGUCUGAAUACUUUCCGAAUGCACUGUAUAUGUGAUUUGAUUAUCAUUCAGUAAGUGCUGCGUUAGACUAAAUGUACAGCUAUAGCUCUUCCUCCUCUCUAGGCUACUGUACAGUACAAUACAUUAACAACAUUUUAUACCUGUUUUCCAGACGCCUUUAAGUCCAAAGCAGAAAUCUACAGAGUGAGAGGAGAGACCACCCUAGCUAUUAUAAACUACACUCAGGCCAUCAAAUGCAGACCUGAAGACGAUGACAACUAUUUCAAGAGGGCUGAGAUGUAUGAGAAGAGGAAUGAGAUUCUACUGGCCAUGGAGGACUAUGCCAAAGUAAGCCACGUUGCCACUGACAUUACUGGGUCUCAAAACACUCUUAGGAUGUAGUCUGGGUUCAAUACAAUAAUCUAAGGUGGAAAACCAACAACAGUGUGAUAUUGUGUAUUGAUUGAGAGAUUCCACCUCACUCCAGUGCUGACCCCUCGGGGGAUUUUUUGCCAGCAUAAGCCACAGAACAAGGGCUUAACAGGAGACUGCUGUGACUGGUGUGUAUGUCUGUAAUCUUUAUCUUCCAGACGUUCACCAUCAACCCAGGGAGAACGGACGCUCUGAUGACCCACGGCCUGCAGUACUUCCACAGCUGUAACUGGAUGGUGGCUCUGUCUGACUUUACUCUGCUGCUCCAACAUGAUCCCAGCCAUGCCAUCGCCAGGUAAUCAAUGGUUGCGUCCCAAAUGGCACCCUAUUCCCUAUAUAGUGCACAACUAUUGACCAGGGCCCAUAGGUAGUUGUACACUAUAUAGGACAGGGAUGGGAAACUUUGAUGGGGGUGGGGGCCACCAAAAAACUGAGAACAUCAUGAGGGGCCGCAGUGGCUCAUGGGUCUGCGUACCCACAUCCAUACACCCCCCCCCCACCCCCACCCUCUCGUGACAGCGCCCACCCUCUCGUGACAGCGAAGAUACAUUGUUUUUGUUUUAAAGUUAAUUUCCUGCAAUUCUGCACAUUUUGUAGGUGGCUGCUAGAUUAAUUUACCAAUCUAAAAAUGUUUUGCUAAUUGACUGACCGCUGAUGCACAACCAAAUUUGCAGCUUGUGUAUUCUAUUAUUCAAAAUUGUAUUUAUUUUUUGGUGUGAAAUUGGUCCGCGGGCCUACAAAAGGGCGAGUUGCCCAUCCCUGAUAUAGGGAAUAGGGUGCCACUUGGGACGCAGACAAUGCCAGUGUUAGGAUUGAGGUUAGCUCACAGUCACACACAGGUUCCCUCUCUUUCCCUUCCCCUCCCUUCCCCUCUCUCUCUCUUAAAACACAUGCAAACGCACACGCACACACACACACACACACACACACACACUGAAAUGUCGAUUGACAGUCUGUUGUGUUACCCUCCAUAAUGUCAGUGGCGUUACCCUCCAUAAUGUCAGUGGUGUUACCCUCCACUCGUUUUAACCUGUUAUAACCCAUAAUGUCUUGUUAUAAUCUGGUUAAUACCACAGGACGUACAGGGGCAGGAUCUAUGCUAAGGUGGGUCAGUACCAGGAGGCCAUCGAGGACUUCUCCCUGGCAGUUCACCUGGACCCCAAUGACUGGCUGGCCUUCUACCACCGAGGCUGUCUGCUGAGGAAGAGGAUGCCUGAUAUUGCCCUCCAAGACCUCAGCACCUCAGGUAUUAGACAAUAGAUAAAUAGAUACGUUAUUGUCCGGAUGUCCUCAGAGAGGAUCAUCAUUUCAACAGUCCAUUAGUUACAAACAACAACAUCAACAAAACCUCACCUAACCCCCAUUUCAUGCUAUUAAUAUCUUCAAUCCAAUGUGUUGUGACUUGAAGAGUGGUAGCUAUCAGUUUACAGUAACCCCCAAUCUGAGCUUUUUGGGUCAUUCAUAUCUUUCCUUUGUGUGCUGAAUUGAGGAGGUGUUGUGUUAUACAGUCCUGUGAGUACCACAGAGAUACAACUUAUUGUUCUAUUUAUUUCUGUGCCACCAGUACUCAUUAAUGAUAGCCAAGAGAACCUGAGUGCCUUCCUGCACAGGGGCCUGCUCUACACGGAGCGACGGCAGUGGCAACAAGCCGUGUUCGACUUUGAAGCUGUGAUCAAACUUGACAGGUAAUACCACUGGGCCUCUGGCUUUGACAGAGUGGAUCCUUUCUUCUGAAAAGAGCAACAGGGCUUUGAGUGAGAAAGAGGAGCAGGAGAUACAGAGGGAGAGAGAAAUGGAGAGAAGGAGAGAGGGGGAGAGAGAUAGAGAGGGAGGAUGUUUCGAAGCUAAAUAUUAAAUAAGACUGUCAAGAUGUAUGAACAUUUGGAAUGAUAAGAACUAGAUUCUUUCUUUAAGUCUAAUAAUUGUUGUGAAAUUAAGAGCUAAGUUAUAUUUCCUUUAAUGUUUUUCCCUACUUUCUGAUGAUUUCUUGUUCCGUUAGGUCUGUAGCACUGGCCCAUGUGAACCUGGGCUUGAUAUUCAUGUUGAAUAUGGGCCAGAACUAUGAAGCCAUCAGAAUGUUCAGCAACGCUUUGAGGGUGGACCCCACCUACAUCAGAGGAUACAUCUGCCGGGCCCAAGCCUAUCGCAAUGUAAGCAUUUAAAAUGUCAUGAUGCAUUCACCAGGAUUUUCAGGUUUUUACUUUAUGAUGUAUAAAUCAUGAACUUUAUUCUUCACCAAAAAGGUAAAUGAUCUGAAGAGAGCGCUGAAAGAUCUGACACGAGCCACACAUAUGAAACCAGAUGCUCAACAAUUGUAUAUCAUGAGGUAAAGGUGCUUACCAGAACUUUUCUGUCACAAACAAGCUAUUGUCUUUGAUUUAGAGUGGUCCUUUCCCUGUAUAAAUGUUCUAUAUCAGGGGAAAGAUACCAGGCUUGAGUUUUAAGUCUGUAAAAGGGACCUAAACUAUUCUUUAGUUAAGAAUACAAAAGUAGUACAGGGUUCUCCCUAAAGAAUGUAAGAGGGGCGCUGUGCCACCUUGUGGACUGGCUGCGCCACUAGGUAUCUAUAAAAAAAAAAAAAACGUUAUUUGUUGUCAUUAAAGGCUCUAGAUUGCCGAAAAGCUAACAUAAUGGUGUCGGGCAGCUUAUCAAUACAACUGGUCUACUUUUCUCAGCAUGAUAUUUUUAUACCAAUAACCAUGGCCUAACAUGCCCUGUCAUCAGGGGAGAGUGAGUGUCUGGGGGAGUUGGUGAAGUGUGUAUCACAGGCGUCCAGUGACACCUUAUUUGGGGAGCGCAGGCUCAUAGUAAUGGCUGGAACAGAGUUCAUGGAAUGGUAUCGAACACAUCAAAUACAUGGUUUCCAUGGUUUCCAUGUGUUUGAUACCAUUCCAUUUACUCCAUUCCAGACAUUAUUUUGAGCCGUCCUCUCCUCAGUGGCCUUCUGUGGUGUGUGUGUGGUGACUGUGCUGUAGGAGGCAGUAGCGAGCUUCAGGAAAGCCUUGAUUCUUUAGUUAAGAAUACAAAAGUAGUACACGGUUCUCCCCAAAGAAUGCAAGAGGGGCGCUGUGCCACCUUGUGGACUGGCUGCGCCACUAUGUAUCUAUAUAUAUUUUUUAAAUCCUUUAUUUGUUGUCAUUAAAGGCUCUAGAUUGCCGAAAAUGGCAGUUACAGUUGUUCUUGAUGCCCCUCCGGACCUCCCCCCGCCUUACUCAUCAGCACCACCAUGUUAAGAAAUCCUGGGGAGAACCCUGUAGUAUACACUGAGUAUACCAAACACUAAGAACACCUUCCUAAUAUUGAGUUGCACCCCCCCCUUUUGCCCUCAGAACAGCCUCAAUUUGUCGGGGCAUGGAUUCUACAAGGUGUCGAAAGCGUGUUGACUCCAAUGCUUCCCACAGUUGUGUCCAGUUGGCUGGAUGUCCUUUGGGUGGUGGACCAUUCUUUGAUACACAUGGGAAACUGUUGAGCGUGAAAAACCCAGCAGCGUUGCAGUUCUUGACACAAACCGGUGCGCCCUGGCACCUACUACCAUACCCCGUUCAAAGGCACCAAUAUUUUGUCUUGCCCAUUCACACUCUGAAUGGCGCACAUACACAGUCCAUGUCUCAAUUGUCUCAAGGCUUAAAAUCCUUAUUUAACCUGUCUCCUUCCCUUCAUCUACACUGACUGAAGUGGAUUUAACAAGUGACAUCAAUAAGGGAUCAUAGCUUUCACCUGGAUUCACCUAGUCAGUCUAUGUCAUGGAACGUUUUGUAUACUCAGUGUAUAUUGCCAUAUCCACAAUGCUCUCUCUGUGUUUCAGGGGCCAGUAUUUGUGUGACAUGGAACAGUUUGACCUGGCCACGUUCUGUAUCCAGUACGCUGCAGAGAUGAACAAAGGUACAGCGAUUCUAAUCAGGAUCCAGGAAGCAUCAUAUGAGUUCCUUGACCCUGACUGACAGGCCCUUGUUAUCUCACAGACUGACACUAUAUGGCAGGAACUUACUGAUACGGAGUAAGAUUCAUGGCUUGACAAUGAGCAAUGCUGUUGGCAAGAGCACAAACAGAUCUGCGACCAGGCUAAUACUGAACUGACCCUUCCCCACCACCAGCACUAGGGUCAUCUCCCAUCCAGCAGGCUGCUGUCCAGUCUUUCCUGGGGAAUGAUGCCAAAGCCAUUGCCUGUCUGGAGGCAGCCACCAACAACCGACCCUCACCUCCCAUCCUCAUUCUCCUGGGCAAGACACAGAUGAAGGCACGCAAGUUCAUGGUGGGUUGUUACGUUCUGCCCUGUCAUGUAUAGGCUAAAGCUGAAUUAUCAAUGUUGCCCCGUUUCCUCCAUUUAUUUUGGUGUUUAAAUGAGACCAAUGUGAUUUUGCUUGCCUGUCUUCCUCAUUCCAAUCCUUAGGCCUGUAGCAUGAUGUACAGCAGUACCCAUAAUGCUCUGUGUAACAUCCGGUUGUGUCUUAGAAAAUAUGUUCUGAAGCUAACAUAAAGGUGUUGGGCAGCUUAUCAAUACAACUGGUCUACUUUUCUCAGCAUGAUAUUUUUAUACCAAUAACCAUGGCCUAACAUGCCCUGUCAUCAGGAGAGAGUGAGUGUCUGGGGGAGUUGGUGACAUGUGUAUCACAGGCGUCCAGUGACACCUUAUUUGGGGAGCGCAGGCUCAUAGUAAUGGCUGGAACAGAAUUCAUGGAAUGGUAUCGAACACAUCAAAUACAUGGUUUCCAUGGUUUCCAUGUGUUUGAUAACAUUCCAUUUACUCCAUUCCGGACAUUAAUUUGAGCUGUCCUCCCCUCAGCAGCCUUCUGUGGUGUGUUUGUUUGUGUGUGUGUGUGUGUGUGUGUGUGUGUGUGUGUGUGUGUGUGUGUGUGUGUGUGUGUGUGUGUGGUGACUGUGCUGUAGGAGGCAGUAGAGAGCUUCAGGAAAGCCCUGAUUCUGCUGAGCUCAAAUGAGACCAACCUGUACAACAUCCCUGAAGCUGCAGAGGUCUUCUAUCUGACUGGACUCUGCUACAUGGCACUGGCUCUCCUGUUGCAGGUGCAGUAACGAGGCAUCUGUUCAGAUAUCCAUGUUAUUUGGCUGCAUGGCCCUCCAACACUAGCCUGGUCCCAGUGUUUGGCAUGACAAUGAGUGUCAAGGAGUUGGCAUGACAGCACAAACAGACUGGCACUCAGGCUACUCCAACACAACAUUUUUGAAUCCACUAAGUCUUCUAACCGUCAAACCUCAAGCUCUUUCUCUUUUGCAAGUCUUUUUUUUCUCUCUUUUUUCAUGCAGUGAAACACCUGUUGUUCAGUUCAUGUUACAUAACACAUUAACUAGGUACAUGCCGCUAUUUUGAUAUAGUCUAUGGUACAGUACAUACUGACAUGGCAAGGCCUCUUUCACUGAACUCACAUCCCAUGUGAAGUUUCUGUAAUGUUUUCUGACAGGCUUUUGAUGCGUUCAGCAACGCAGUGAAGAUCAACCCUGACUUUGCAGAUGCAUACCACCAGCGUGGGCUCUGUCGUAUGCGCCUGCAGCAGUCCAAGAGUGUUCAGGACUUCAACAGAGCCCUCUUCAUCAACCCCGACCUGUUCCAGGUAGAGGCUCCGUAACCACUGGUUCUCUUGAUAGAAGAACUAUCUGAAACCACAUUAUACAGAAGCAGUGCAAUGGAACACAUUGUGUGGAAUUGUUGUGAUUGGAGUACAUUGUGUCUGAAUUUCAAGGUGUAUCUGAGCCGCGCAGCCUUCUAUGGCGCCAAAGGGCGCUAUUCAAAGGCCAUCCUGAACUGCAAUGAAGCCAUUAAGAUCCAGCCCAAGAGUGUCAGAGUCUACCUGUACAGAGGAGCACUCAAAUUCUACCUGAAGGUGAGAUGAAUGGGAUGCCUUCCUUUGUUGUCUAUUGUUGCAUCUUAGAUGCUGGGUUCUUUACUGAUGACUCCAAGACGUCGCUAAUUUGUAAAACAACGGAAUACGUUUAUUUCACACUCACACAGGUAACACAGCUAGCCAUCACUCUUUGCUUCUUCAGCCUUGCAUCUCAUUAGCCAAUCACGCUCUUUGGAGGGCAGUAACCCAAUUACUAUUUGUUAAUUCAAACCAUAACCCUCUUUGGAAUUAAUAUGAUUGGUUAUUCUGAAUAAUAACGUUUCCAAUACACCACAUCUAUGAAUGUAAUGUUGUCUAUGAAUGCAAUGCAGAGUAGUAUGAUUCACCUCACCACUUGAAAGUGGCUGAGAGAUUAUAUCUCUUCUAUGGUUUUUUACUCACCAUUUACUGUUGUGAAAGAGUGGUCAUAGAGUCCAAUGAGUGCAGAUAGGGUUCUGUAAUGAAAGCUCUUAUUCUUCAUGGCUAGAUUAAGAAUAAUGAGUUAUCAAUAUUGCCAUUGCCAGUCAUUUGAUUAUUUUCAUUUUGUGAGGUAUAAAUACAUGUCCUUAACUGUUUUAUCAGUAUUUUAAAAUUAAUUUCUAGGGCAGUUAUUACCUUUGAGAGGGGCAUUGUCUUCUUUCAUCCAAUUAUUGAGACAGGAUAUGAAGAGUUGUGUGGGAGAGAGAAGGUUGAUACUAAUAAUAUAUAAUAAUAAUAUAAUUAUGGCAUUUAGCAGAUGCUUUUAUCCAAAGCGACUUACAGUCAUGCGUGCAUACAUUUUACGCAUGGGUGGUCCUGGGAAUCGAGCCCACUAUCCUGGCAUUGCAAGCACCAUGCCCUACCAACUGAGAUAAUGUGUCGUAUUGGCCUCAGUGAGAAAACUCAACCAACUGUAUUGUCCCAAGGUUCUGUGAUAAUCAACAUAUAAUUUUUUCAUUAUGUGUUUGGGCUUUCUGUCUUUCCACCACACUUUUUUUUUUAAAACUCUUGUCAGCUCAGUCGAGAGUUACUUCUCUCUAUGCCUCUGGCGCUCAGCCAUAGAGAGUGAGCAGAGCUGCAUGACUGUGCACACUGUUUAGUAGGGUUCUUUGUGUUUAAAUUUAGCCUGGUUUUGUUUCAGGUGUACAAAGGAGCCGUAGAGGACCUGACCAUGGCCCUGAGGAUAGACAAAACCUGCUCAUUUGCACACUACAACCGUGGAGUGUGUUAUCAGCAGCUGAAGGAAUAUGAAUUGGUCGGUUUGAGUUUCUCUUUUUCUUUUCACGUUUGUUGUUUCUAAAGAGCCCUUACGGAAAAACCACAUGAUUUCACAUGUGGAAAAUCACAUGAUUUCACAUGUGACAUUUCCACAUGUUUUGUACAUGUGAAAUGAUGUGAAACCAUGUGUUUUUGGAACAAUUCACAUGUGAUGAUGUGGAUUUUCACAUGUGAAAUCAUGUGAAACCGUGUUUUUGGAACACUUCACAUGUGACAUAGUGUUUUGCUUUAUAUUUACUGUCAAUCGCGAUGCACUUUGGUAGGCUACUUUUUGGCCUGCAAAUUAACUCGGCAUGCCUCAGUUGCAAUUGCAUUUAAACUUAUAGGAUACUUUAGAUGCGCUUAUUAUAAUGAACAAAAAUAUAAACGCAACAUGCAACAAUUUCAAAAAUUUUACUGAGUUACAGUUCAUAUAAGGAAAUCAGUCAAUUUAAAUAAAUAAAUUAGGCCCUAAUAUAUGGAUUUCACAUGACUGGAAUACAGAUACAGUGCUAUGAAAAAGUAUUUGCCCCCUUUCAAAUUUUCUCUACUUUUGCAUAUUUGUGAUACUGAAUGUUAUCAGAUCUUCAACCAAAACCUAAUAUUAGAUAAAGGGAACAUAAGUGAACAAAUAACACAACAAUUACAUAUUUAUUACAUUUAUUUCAUAAACAAAGUUAUGCAACACCCAAUUCCGCUGUGUGAAAAAGUAAUUGCCCCCUUACACUCAAUAACUGGUUGUGCCACCUUUAGCUGCAUUGACUCCAACCAAAUGCUUCCUGUAGUUGUUGAUCAGUCUCUCACGUCGCUGUGGAGGAAUUUUGGCCCACUCUUCCAUGCAGAACUGCUUUAACUCAGUGACGUGUGGGUUUUCAAGCAUGACCUGCUCGUUUCAAGUCCUGCCGCAUCAUCUCAAUUUGGAUUAGGUCUGGACUUUGACUAGGCCAUUCCAAAACUUCCAAUUUGUUGCUUUUUAGCAAUUUUCAUGUAGACUUGAUUGUGUGUUUUGGAUCAUUGUCUUGCUGCAUGACCCAGCUGCGCUUCAGCUUCAGCUCACAGACAGAUGAUCUGACAUUCUCCUGUAGAAUUCUCUGAUACAGAGCAGAAUUCAUGGUUCCUUCUAUUAAGGAAAGUCGUCCAGGUCCUGAGGCAGCAAAGCAUCCCCAAACCAUCACACCACCACCACCAUGCUUGACCUUUGGUAUGAUGUUCUUACUGUGGAAUGCAGAGUUUGGUUUUCGCCAGGCAUUACUGGAACCAUGUCGUCCAAAAAGUUAUACUUUUGAAUCAUCUGUCCAUAGAACGUUCUUCCAAGAGUCUUGAUGAUCAUCCAGGUGCUUUUUGGCAAACUUGAGUCCAUUUUUUGGACGAGAUGGGUCCCAUUAUGCCUGGCGAAAACCCAACACUGCAUUCCACAGUAAGAACAUCAUACCAAAGGUUAAGCAUGGUGGUGGUGGUGUGUAAGGGGGCAAUUACUUUUUCACACAGGGGAAUUGGGUGUUGCAUAACUUUGUUUAUGAAAUAAAUAUGUAAUUGUUGUGUUAUUUGUUCACUUAUGUUCCCUUUAUCUAAUAUUAGGUUUUGGUUGAAGAUCUGAUAACAUUCAGUAUCACAAAUAUGCAAAAGUAGAGAAAAUUAGAAAGGGGGCAAAUACUUUUUCAUAGCACUGUAUGCAUCUGUUGGUCACGGAUAACUUUUAAAAAAGGUAGGGUCGUGGAUCAGAAAACCAGUCAGUAUCUGGUGUGACCACCGUUUGCCUCAUGCAGCGUGACACAUCUCCUUUGCAUAGAGUUGAUCAGGCUUUUUAUUGUGGCCUUUGGAAUGUUGUCCCACUCCUCUUCAAUGGCUGUGUGAAGUUGCUGGAUAUUGGCGGGAACUGGAACACGCUGUCGUACACGUCGAUCCAGAGCAUCACAAACAUGCUCAAUGGGUGACAUGUCUGGUGAGUAUGCAGGCCAUGGAAGAACUGGGACAUUUUCAGCUUCCAGGAAUUAUAUACAGAUCCUUGCGACAUGGGGCCGUGCAUUAUCAUGCUGAAACAUGAGGUGAUGGCGGCUAAUGAAUGGCACAACAGCGGGCCUCAGGAUCUCGUCACGGUAUCUCUGUGCAUUCAAAUUGCCAUUGAUAAAAUGCAAUUGUGUUUGUUGUCCGUAGCUUAUGUGUUCCAUACCAUUACCCCACCGCCACCAUGGGGCACUCUGUUCACAACGUUGACAUCAGCAAAUCGCUCGCCUACAUGACGCCAUACACGUGGUCUGCGGUUGUGAGGCCGGUUGGACAUACUGCCAAAUUCUCUAAAACAACGUUGGAGUCGGCUUAUGGUAGAGAAAUGAACAUUCAGUUCUCUGGCAACAGCUCUGGUGGACAUUCCUGCAAUCAGCAUACCAAUUGCACGCUCCCUCAAAACUUGAGACAUCUGUGGCAUUGUGUUGUGUGACAAAACUGCACAUUUUAGAGUGGGAUUUUAUUGUCCCUAGCACAAGGUGCACCUGUGUAAUGAUCAUGCUGUUUAAUCAGCUUCUUGAUAUUCCACACCUGUCAGGUGGAUGGAUUGUCUUGGUAAAGGAGAAAUGUUCACUAACAGGGAUGUAAACAAAUUUGAGAGAAAUAAGCUUUUUGUGCGUAUAUAACAUUUCUGGGAUCUUUUUAUUUCAGCUCAUGAAACAUGGGACCAACACUUUACAUGUUGCAUUUAUAUUUUUGUUCAGUGUAUUUUAUAGUAUGUUACCGGCUACUGAGUUGCGGUGAAAAAAAAUGAAAAAACCUUUAAUGUAUUUCUACAGCUGAACUGUAUUUUGUUAGUCAAUAUACAACAACGAACUGUAUUCAGGAAGUACACAGGAAUUUCAAUUCUAAUUCCAAUUAUUUUCAAUAGUGGAAAAUUUGGUUUACUUUCUGAAUUGACUGGAACUUAAAUGGAAUUGACCUCAACAUUGUUUAGCACACUUGGGACGCAACCACACCUGGGAUUUUAAGUCACAAUCUCUUGGAUGCCAGCAAUCUGAAUUUCCUGCUUUGCCACCAAGUCUGUGGCCAUGACAGAGAUCAACCACAGAUUUAUUGGCAAGAAUACAUUUCUGCACUUUGAAAUAUAGGUGGGGGCAAUGUACUGGUGGGGAACAUUAUCAUAUUUGGGGGCAUGGCCAAAUAUAUGUGCAUUUGUGCCAACCGUCAGCGGAAGUGUUGUAGCAGUUUAAGUGUUUGAUGGUUAUGCCGAUGCAAGUUAAGCAACUCCUUUCACACUGUCUGUUCUGCAAACUUUGUAAGAGAAUGUAUUAGUAAUGAGCUGCACUGUAAAAAGGUUAUUGUGUAAUUUCCAUUAAGUUCAUGGCAACUUGUUGCCAGAAGUUGCUGUGAAUUUGUAAUUUCUUACCUGGAAUCUUCUAGUUAGUAAGUUAUUGUAAAAUUCACAGUAACUUAUUAGCAAACCUACUGUGCCUUCGCUGACUCUUCUGUUGACAACAUGCGCAUCACUUGCUGAUUGGCAGCAUACUGUAGCAUUGGCAGCCUACCAGAAGAUUGCAGGAGUAGCUUAUUGGAGGCGUGGCUUUCAGCGAACUCUUUUUGGUCUCCCAUGAGAUCCCAGUUAAUGUGCUCUGUUGAAUUCUGUUAAUAAACACAAAGCUGUUAGUUCUGCAGCCUUGUUAAAUGCUGACAUAAGUGCAUGUACUACAAAAGAGCCAUAUGAUGUUUCAUUUAUAGCUAGUCAACAUGUCAUUGUAAUAUUCACUUACCUACCAAACAUCAGGUCAGUGAAUGUGAUGUAUUAGCUACAGGAAGUUACUGUGAAUUUUACAAUAACCCACUUGCAACUAGUUGACAGUAAGUUAUUGAAAACAUUAACUUCCUGUGAACAAGCUGCAAUUAAGCUACUGGAAAAUGCACAGUAACCUCUUCACAGUGCAGCUCUUGAAUAUCACAUGCUUUUACAACUGACCGAGCUAAAGAGCUGUUCAACCUUGAUCAACACAAUGAUAGAACCACUUAAACUGGUACAACAUUCCAACUGACAGUUGGCACAAAAACAACAUAUUUUAUAUCAUAACCCAAAAUAUGCUAAUGAGCCCCCACCAGCACAUUGCGUCCACCUGCUGUGCAUUCGGAAAGUAUUCAGACCUCUUCCCUUUUUCCACAUUUUGUUACGUUACAGCCUUAUUCUAAAAUUGAUUAAAUUAUUUUCCCCCUCAUCAAUCUACACACAAUACCCCAUAAUGACAAAGCGAAAAAAGGUUUUUAGAAAUGUUUGCAAAUGUAUAACAAAUAAAAAACAGAAAUACCUUAUUUACAUAAGUAUUCAGCCCCUUUGCUAUGAGACUCGAAAUUGAGCUCAGGUGCAUCCUGUUUCCAUUGAUCAUCCUUGAGAUGUUUCUACAACUUGACUGGAGUCCACCUGUGGUAAAUUCAAUUGAUUGGACAUGAUUUGGAAAGGCACAUACCUGUCUAAAUAAUGUCCCACAGUUGACAGUGCAUGUCAGAGCAAAAACCAAGCCAUGAGGUCGAAGGAAUUGUCCGUAGAGCUCCGAGACAGGAUUGUGUCGAGGCACAGAUCAGGGGAAGGGUACCAAAACAUUUCUGCAGCAUUGAAGGUCCCCAAGAACACAGUGGCCUCCAUCAUUCUUCAAUUGAAGAAGUUUGGAACCACCAAGACUCUUCCUAGAGCUGGCCGCCCGGGCCAAACUGAGCAAUCGUGGGAGAAGGGCCUUGGUCAGGGAGGUGACCAAGAACCCGAUGGUCACUCUGACAGAGCUCCAGAGUUCCUCUGUGGAGAUGGGAGAACCUUCCAGAAGGACAACCAUCUCUGCAGCACUCCACCAAUCAGGCCUUUAUGGUAGAGUUGCCAGACGGAAGCCACUCCUCAGUAAAAGGCACGUGACAGCACGCUUGGAGUUUGCCAAAAGGCACCUAAAGGACUCUCAGACCAUGAGAAACAAGGAUUCUCUGGUCUGAUUAAACCAAGAUUGAACUCUUUGGCCUGAAUGCCAAUCGUCAUGUCUGGAGAAAACCUGGCACCAUUCCUAAGGUGAAGCAUCGUGGUGGCAGCAUCAUGCUGUGGGGAUGUUUUUCAGCGGCAGGGACUGGGAGACUAGUCAGGAUCAAGGGAAAGAUGAACGGACCAAAGUACAGAGAGAUCCUUGAUGAAAACCUGCUCCAGAGCGCUCAGGACCUCAGACUGGGGCGAAGGUUCACCUUCCAACAGGACAACGACCCUAAGCACACAGCCAAGACAACACAGGAGUGGCUUCGGGACAAGUCUCUGAAUGUCCUUGAGGGGCCCAGCCAGAGCCCAGACUUGAACCCGAUCGAACAUGUCUGGAGAGACCUGAAAAUAGCUGUGCAGCGACGCUCCCCAUCCAAUCUGACAGAGAAGAAUGGGUGAAACUCCUCAAAUACAGGUGUGCCAAGCUUGUAGCGUCAUACCCAAGAAGACUCGAGACUGUAAUCGCUGCCAAAGGUGCUUCAACAAAGUACUGGGGAAAGGGUCUGAAUACUUAUGUAAAUGUGAUAUUUCAGUUUUUUAUUUUUAAUAAAUGUGCACAAAUUUCAAAAAACCUGUUUUUGCUUUGUCAUUAUGGGUUAUUGUGUGUAGAUUGAUGAGGGGGGGAAAAAACAAUGUAAUCAAUUUUAGAAUAAGGCUGCAACGUAACAAAAUGUGGAAAAGUGAAGGGGUCUGAAUACUUUCCGAAUGCACUGUACAUUUCAAAGUGCAGUAUAGCCGCGUUCACAUGCUAGUCGGAACAAGGAAACUCUGACAUUUCCGACAUGCUAAUUCGCAAUCUAUUAAUAAAGCAAUCUAUUAAUAUGGUUUUUGAUCACUAUAAUUUGUUUACAAGUAUGAUAGCUGUACUUUUAGUUUAUGGUUUACGCAACUUGUUGUUCAUUAGCCAAUCAGCGUUAGUCAAUGACGUCAAACCACGUGAAUGCAUCCAAUUGGUAUUUACGACUUCACAACUGAUAAUUUCCCACCUCCCACAUGUUUACGAACGCAGCAUUAAAUUGAAUAUAUUGGGUAGAAAAAUGUACCAUUUUACUAGAUUAUCCGCACAUGUACCCUAAAAGGUACCGACCAGUACCAUAAGUUCCUAUGUGUACAUCUGAAGGUACCUUAUGUUUACUUUUGACCUUUCUUUACAACAGGGAACAACACUUUACCUUAAUGCAGUUACACCUCCGACACCAAAACACCAGCUAACCUACAAAAUAUUAGCAACAGAAAUGUCCCAUUAUACCUACAAGGUACCGAACUGUACCAUGUGAGUUCAUAUGUGUACCUGUGAAGUGUACCUUUGACCUUUUUGUACCCCAGGGAACAACACUGUAGUGUACAUUAACCAUACCAUUAUAUUUUUAGUGUGUUAAUACUGAGUAUACAAAACAUUAAGAACACCUGCUCUUUCCAUGACAUAGACUAACCAGGUGAAUCCAGGUAAAAGAGAUGAUCCCUUAUUGAUGUCAUUUGCUAAAUCCACUUCAAUCAGUGUAGAUGAAGGGGAGGAGACAGGUUAAAGAAGGAUUUUUAAGCCCUGAGACAAUUGAGACAUGGAUUGUGUAUGUGUGCCAUUCAGAGGUUGAAUGGGCAAGACAAAAUAUUUAAGUGCCUUUGAACGGGGUAUGGUAGUAGGUGCCAGGCGCACCGGUUUGAGUGUGUCAAGAACUGCAACGCUGCUGGGUUUUUCAUGCUCAACAGUUUCCCGUGUGUAUCAAGAAUGGUCCACCACCCAAAGGACAUCCAGCCAACUUGACAUAACUGUGUGAAGCAUUGGAGUCAACAUGGGCCAGCAUCCCCGUGGAACGCUUUCGACACCUUGUAGAGUCCAUGCCCCGACAAAUUGAGGCUGUUCUGAUGGCAAAACGGCAUGGUGCAACUCAAUAUUAUGAAGGUGUUCCUAAUGUUUGGUUAACUCAGUGUAUGUUCAAAGCUAUGAGUAUGAAGCUGGCGGUACUGCAGAAACAUCGCUGCACUCCAACCAAGAGGUUGCAAGUUCAAAUCCCCAAAGAAUUCAUGUAUACUCUACAAUGUCAAGUGUCCUUGAGCACUGCUAGUUUUACAUUGGUGGUGAUAAUUGGACAAUUAUUUACUUGAUUCUGGGUAGCUUUUAGGAAAGGGCAGAAAUGCAUUCUUGACAAUAAGUCUGUGGACCGUAUCUGGUGGUGUAGCAAGAACUUCAGGUAACUAGCGGCUAAGAGGUUGUGAGUUCAAAUCCCAAGUGAGGUUGAGUCAUACAGCAUCUUACUGUCUUUUCUCAUUAACACCUUCAUUUAGCAGUAAAAAUACAGUAUCGUAUUCAUGGUAUCAAAUGUAGAAAUUUUGCCUCCCCAUGUUGUCACAUUUAUUUCACAUGAGAUCGUGUUUUCACAUGUGCUCGCUCACACGUUGUUACGUGUAAUUUCAUAUUAUCACGUUGAGAUUUUGCCUCCCCAUGUUGUCUCAUUUAUUUCACAUGAGAUUGUGUUUUCACAUGCUCACAUGUUAUCACAUUUAUUUCACGUAUAUUUCACAUGAGAUCAUGUUCUCAUAUGUGUAGUUUUAUGUUUUCACAUGUUGUCACGUUAUCAAAUUAACUUCACAUUAAGUCACAUUAAUGUUUUUUUCUGUAAGGGAGGUGUUUGUGUUAGGAAAGAAAGAAGUGCUCCAACCAUCUAUAAUUAAUAUGUUUUGAUUCGUAAUCUGUGUGUCAGCCAACAUCUUGUUUAUGCUCCUGUCUAUGCUCCUAUAUGUUACAUACAGUGGGGGAAAAAAGUAUUUAGUCAGCCACCAAUUGUGCAAGUUCUCCCGCUUAAAAAGAUGAGAGAGGCCUGUAAUUUUCAUCAUAGGUACACGUCAACUAUGAGAAAAGAAAAUCCAGAAAAUCACAUUGUAGGAUUUUUUAUGAAUUUAUUUGCAAAUUAUGGUGGAAAAUAAGUAUUUGGUCAAUAACAAAAGUUUCUCAAUACUUUGUUGUAUACCCUUUGUUGGAAAUGACACAGGUCAAACGUUUUCUGUAAGUCUUCACAAGGUUUUCACACACUGUUGCUGGUAUUUUGGCCCAUUCCUCCAUGCAGAUCUCCUCUAGAGCAGUGAUGUUUUGGGGCUGUCGAUGGGCAACACGGACUUUAAACUCCCUCCAAAGAUUUUCUAUGGGGUUGAGAUCUGGAGACUGGCUAGGCCACUCCAGGACCUUGAAAUGCUUCUUACGAAGCCACUCCUUCGUUGCCCGGGCGGUGUGUUUGGGAUCAUUGUCAUGCUGAAAGACCCAGCCACGUUUCAUCUUCAAUGCCCUUGCUGAUGGAAGGAGGUUUUCACUCAAAAUCUCACAAUACAUGGCCCCAUUCAUUCUUUCCUUUACACGGAUCAGUCGUCCUGGUCCCUUUGCAGAAAAACAGCCCCAAAGCAUGAUGUUUCUACCCCCAUGCUUCACAGUAGGUAUGGUGUUCUUUGGAUGCAACUCAGCAUUCUUUGUCCUCCAAACAAGACGAGUUGAGUUUUUACCAAAAAGUUAUAUUUUGGUUUCAUCUGACCAUAUGACAUUCUCCCAAUCCUCUUCUGGAUCAUCCAAAUGCACUCUAGCAAACUUCAGACGGGCCUGGACAUGUACUGGCUUAAGCAGGGGGACAUGUCUGGCACUGCAGGAUUUGAGUCCCUGGCAGCGUAGUGUGUUACUGAUGGUAGGCUUUGUUACUUUGGUCCCAGCUCUCUGCAGGUCAUUCACUAGGUCCCCCCCGUGUGGUUCUGGGAUUUUUGCUCACCGUUCUUGUGAUCAUUUUGACCCCACGGGGGUGAGAUAUUGCGUGGAGCCCCAGAUCGAGGGAGAUUAUCAGUGGUCUUGUAUGUCUUCCAUUUCCUAAUAAUUGCUCCCACAGUUGAUUUCUUCAAACCAAGCUGCUUACCUAUUGCAGAUUCAGUCUUCCCAGCCUGGUGCAGGUCUACAAUUUUGUUUCUGGUGUCCUUUGACAGCUCUUUGGUCUUGGCCAUAGUGGAGUUUGGAGUGUGACUGUUUGAGGUUGUGGACAGGUGUCUUUUAUACUGAUAACAAGUUCAAACAGGUGUCAUUAAUACAGGUAACGAGUGGAGGACAGAGGAGCCUCUUAAAGAAGAAGUUACAGGUCUGUGAGAGCCAGAAAUCUUGCUUGUUUGUAGGUGACCAAAUACUUAUUUUCCACCAUAAUUUGCAAAUAAAUUCAUUAAAAAUCCUACAAUGUGAUUUUCUGGAAAAAAAAUUCUCAAUUUGUCUGUCAUAGUUGACGUGUACCUAUGAUGAAAAUUACAGGCCGCUCUCGUCUUUUUAAGUGGGAGAACUUGCACAAUUGGUGGCUGACUAAAUACUUUUUUUCCCCACUGUGUUUAUGUCCCUUGCUGCUAGUACAUCAGUUCUUUAUUGUCAUAACUGUUGUUUCCUAUUGAUCCCCCAGGCUCUUAGAGACUAUGGGAUUGUCCUCCUCCUUCCCAGCAAGAAGGAGAUUGACCUGAAGGUCUUAAUCAAUCGUGCCCUUCUCUACGUGGAGCUGAGUGACCAUCACAAUGCCUUACAGGUAGUGUCCUGUAGCUAGUAUUGUCAACAGGCAUUGUUCACUGUGCAAAUUCUCAAGCCACUGAGCCCAGGCUGGACAGAUAUAUUAGACAGAGAGACUUUGGGACAUUGUACAGAUGUAGGAUCUUAAUUUGAUCAUCCUUUUGCAGGAGAACUUUCCUGCAAUGCACUUUCAGAUUUGAUUUUCCCUUACGAAAAAUGUAUCAACCCCUACAAAAAUGUACAUUAAUUAUAAACCACAACAUAAUUCAAAUUUCCUGUUGCUGCAGGAUUAUUUUCCUGAUGGAGCGAACUGUCUCAAAUUUAAGAUCCUGCAUCUGUAGAAUGGUUGUAUGUAUUAGACAAAGAGACUAUGGGACAUGGUACAUACUAUAGGUUGUAAGUAUUACUAUUGACAUGUUAGAUAUGGUGUAUGUGUUAGGACAUGGUCGAUAGAUAGAUAGAUAGAUAGAUAGAUAGAUAGAUAGAUAGAUAGAUAGAUAGAUAGAUAGAUAGAUAGAUAGAUAGAUAGAUAGAUAGAUAGAUAGAUAGAUAGAUAGAUAGAUAGAUAGAUAGAUAGAUAGAUAGAUAGAUAGAUAUAUAGAUAGAUAUAGGUUGUAUGCAUUCGCCAUAGGCGAUUAGUUAUCUCACAUUGUUCAAUCAUUCAUCACAAGCAGGGUUGGCGUUGAUUGCAUAUUUCUGUUUCUUCAUUCCUAUUCAUGUCAUGAUACCAUUGGAGUGUACAUAGCAAUAUCACAUAGUAAUGUGUUCGGUAGCACCACAAUCAUCAUCUACCUGUUAAUCUGUUCAUCCAUGGUGUCUUCAGUGAAGUUGUUGUUGUGGUGUACUAUCUUUCUCCUGCAGGAUUUCAAAGCUGCCUCCUUGAGAAGUCCAGAGGAUGCCACCAUCUACCAUGCCCUAGGAGUCUACCAUCACAGGUCUCUCCCCUCACACACUCAGUAUAGACACCCUAACACCGUAUCACCACCCAAUAACAUGUUAUUCUUCCCAAGCAUCUCUACUUUCAGAGUGUGAUAGUAUAUUCCAUGCAGUAUCUCAAGUUGUUAUCCAAACCAUGCUAUUCAUUUAAUUUUUUUAGUGGUAUUCAUAAUUUCCAGUUGAGCCUCCAGUGGGAAAUCCAACUUAUGCUGCCGUUAAUAGUGAAUUAAUAUUUGCGUGUUGCCUGAAGGCAAGACCAUAAACACUGCAUGACCUUUUAUGAAGAAUGAUUGAUGAUUUCAAUUAAUAACUUUAAUGGUUAUUGUUCUAAUGUGGUCAUGAGCUGACUCACAGGCCAAAUCCCUGUAUCACACUGAGUUUGUAAGACACUCUCUCAUCUUACUGUUAGACACGUUGUAAUCAGGCUACCAGUGUUGGGAACAGCAGAAAUCAUCCAGACUGUCUCUUUACUCUCCCUGUGUACAGAACAUAGAAGAAUAAAACAGAAUAUCUAUAUAGAGAGCUUCUCACAGAGAAAUCCCAUGAGGCCUUUUAACAUCUUUCAAAUGUUCAAAGCCGUAUUGAAAGCAGGUUGUUCACGCCGAGCUAAAACAUGGCUCUCAGAGAGUUGGGGGAAAGAAAAUGAAACAGAAAGCAUUUCGGAGAAAAAGAGACACUCAGAGGAACAGCACUCAGCAAGGUCAUUCAGACAUGCUCUAUUGAAAGAUGUGAUCCUUCAUGUCGUUCCCCCUUCUUAUGAAACACAUUUUAGAAUGGGGGAUAUUAUAGGUAAUGGUAUUGACCCAGAACACAUAUACUGGGAGGCACCAAUUCCUUUGGAAACUGUGGUCAUUUGGAGAGUGUUAAUAGAUGUGGAGUAGAGUAGUGGUUGUUGCACGGUCAUCAGCUAGCCUGAACAAUGACUGUUUUUCACAGGAUCUUUAAAUGUGCCCAGUUAGAUGGGUGGUGAUGUUUAUUUUCUAUGGGAAUGGAUUUUAAGAGCAUACUGCUUUAACAACAUCUUAUAAUUAACUCUAUGACGUGUGUGUGUGUGUUUGUGCGUGCCUGUGUGCUUGGGUGUGUCCUUUAGGCUGGGUCAGCUCCAGGAGUCAGUUGAAGCCUACAGCCAGGCCAUGCAGAUCAGCCCGUUCUUCCUAGAUGCCUACGUGGGGCGGGGCAACGCCUGCAUGGACUACGGCCACACCCAGGCUACCAAACAGGCUCAGAGGGACUUCCUUUCCGCCCUGCACCUUAACCCCCUCUGCUCCAACGCACGCAUCUGCUUGGCUUACAACUUCCAGGUAACCCUAACCAUAACAUUCAAUCCUAACCCCAAACCCUUACCAUAACUCUAGCUUCAUGUCCAUUGUGCACAUCCUGGUUCAACCCUAACGCUAACCAUAGCUUCAUGUCCACAUCCUGGUUCAACCCUAACCUUAGCCUCAACCACAACCCUAACCCUGAACCUGAACUUGUCACAUGGCUCUGUUGACAUAUUAUUCAAAGUAGAAUCUACUUGGAGAGCAGUAGGUUGUUGAAAUUAUUUUUAUCAAUGUGAAUAGUGCUUCAAAGUCAAGUGUAUUGUGUAAUGUGUGUAUCCUCACGUAUUAUACAUUUACUGUACAUUGUGAAUGAAUUCAUGUUAAUUACUAUAUUGCUGAGUGUUGAAGAGCAGACCACUUCUGGCUCUUGUUGCGCUGUUCAUGAUAGGAUGAAGAGGGGGUGGAUUUAAAUCAAUUAAACCUGGUCAGACAUACUUAUGUGCAUAAAAUAGCCUUCUUGUGUCUCCAUUUGUGACCAAUAUCUAUUCAUAUAUUCACUCACUGUAUUCACUCCAAUCAUGUUGCUAAGAUUUGCAUUUGCCGCAUUUAAAAGAAAACAGGCAACUUUCUAUAAGAAAAUAAAUAAGAAGACAGCUGUCAACAUGUUUAACUGCCAUUGUUUAAGAAUAGCAAACCAAUUCUAGCAUUUUUUUUCUAAAUGUAAAUUCAUGCAUUAGCAGUUGGCAUUUUCAAACUUCUGUCCAUCUGCUUCUCCAGGUUUUCGGUUGCUUCCAGAGAGCCUGGAACCAGUUCACGGUGGCAGCAGAGAUUGACUCCAAGUGCUGGAAGGCGUUUGAGGGGCGAGCUGUCAUCAACCUGCAGAUGGGCAACACUUAUGCUGCUUUCCAAGACAUUAACAUGGCUCUGAAGGUACCCCAUUGGAUACAUACAGCAUCAAACCCAUUGAUGUUAGUUCUAAGCAGGCUGGUUAGUAAUGAGAUAAAAGUCCACUUUUUCUGUGAAUGUUUAGACCUGGUAAGUAAUGUGGAUCCCGUCUGGAAUUGCAGUUUCCUGCUUCAGUAAUGGAUGGCUGCUGUGAAGAGAGAUAAUUGGCUGAAUAUCCUCCACUCAGUCAGGAGAGCGUGUUUAGACCAUGUUUAUAAAAUGCAAGCUGUUGAGUACACUGGGGGAAGACCCUGCCGGUGUGUACUGCCAUAUUCAGCGUUUCAGCAAAUAACUUGGACAUGAUGUAUUAUAGCUAUGUGGUUGGUGUUUUGUUUCCGGUCAAUCAGGAGAUAGAAUGCAGGUUGUUGGAGUAAGACUACCAGUGUUGCCGUAUUCAGUGUUUCAUCCCUUAUAGCAGGGUUUCCCAAACUCGGUACUGGGGCCCCCACUGGGUGCAUGUUUUGUUUUUUUGCACUAGCACUACACAGCUGAUUCAAAUAAUGAAAGCUUGAUGAUGCAUUGGUUAUUUGAAUCAGCCAAGAUUGGGAAGCCCUGCCUUAUAAUAAUAACUUGGAGAUGUUGUAUCGUAGCUAUAUAUUCAGUGUUAUUAACUGUGAUCCUUGCCUGGCCUUUCUGUAGCACCAUCCUGUGUCAGAUCAGCUGCUGACUAACCGAGGGGUGAUCAACCAGUUCAUGGGGGACAAAGCCAACGCCAUGAAAGACUACCAGGGAGCCAUCUCUCUCAACCCCAAGUACGCCCUGGCCUUCUUCAACGCUGCUAACCUCUACUUCUACAACAGGCAGUUUGAACAAGUAAAAGGCCUAUUUCAAUCUAAUGGAUUUUAUUCUGAUGUACUGUCAGUGUCAUGUGUAAAACCUAGUUCACAUCCUCUGAGCUGUGAACUGUUUUACACUUAAGGGUCAUUCACAUCCUGUAGGAUGGGUCUCACUGUAUCCAUACACUCUCUUUGCUCUUCUCCUCCCUGUGUGCUCCUGCAUGACGGUGGUUCUGUGUGCUCCUGGCUGGUGAUCCUCCAGGCCUGUGAGCACUACAGCCGGGCGUUUGAGCUGGACCCAGCGGAUGAGUCGGCGGUGCUGAACAGGGCCAUCACCAGGGCUCUGCUGAGGAAGGUUCCAGAGGCCCUCCAGGACUUCUCUGAGGCCCUGAGACUCAACCCUUAUUCCUCACACGUGUUCUUCAACCGAGCCAAUCUCUACAGCUCCCUGCGCCAGUACAGGCAUGCAGAGAAGGACCUCAGUCAAGGUGAGCACUGAGCAGCAAUCAACAGCCUUUUACUGCUCACUCCUUUGUUCCUCGAUGGCUGCCCUUGUGUGUGUCUCAAUGUGUUUCCUGUUGAAUAGAGAUUCUCAGUCCGCUGCGUGCCAGGUAUUGUACAGAGACUUGUAACAAGUUACAAGGUCAGAUGUUGUAUUGUACUGUAGUGUAUUUUGGGGGGGUAUUAAGCACUUAUUGUGUUUAAGCCUGUUAAAUCAGUCUGUCUCAAGGAUAUUUGGUUCAGUGCAUUGUGUUGUUGUAUUGUGUUGUGUUGUAUGCUAUGUGGUAAUGAAUCAAACCUACAACCAUUGCAGGCACCAUGCUCCAGACAACUGAGCCAAUGAGUUUUAUUUCCCUAAUGACUUGUGAUUCCCAGAUAAGAUUCAGUAAUUGUGGCCAAUGAUAGGGUUUUAAUUAACCCUGGGUGAUGAAUGUGUGACCUGGCAGGGGGCUAUGACAGCAUCUCUGUUGUUGUUCUGUCAGCAGUAGUCGGUUAUUUUUCGUUUUUUAUACAAGUAAUUGACUGGCGUCGGUUCAGUUAUUUGAAUUACAUUUAGUUCAUUUUUUUCUUAUUCUGUGAGCUUGAUGUGCAAUUUCUGUAGAGAUAAAUCAGAUCAAGCCUGAACUGUGUGAUGUUGUAGUUUCCAACAGGCCAAUAUUCUACAUAGUUUAGCACAGAAAACAUGGUAAUUAACUACAAUUACCAUAAUCCAUUACGCGGCCACUUAAACUUGUCUGGUCUGUGUUGAGCAAGACACGGAGACUGAGAGAAGAGAGAACUCGCGAUCGAGAGGGUAGAGAAAGCAGUUGCUUCGCGAGCCUGAAAAUACAUGAUCUAAGUGAUUGAUAUUUGAUAUUCGGCAGUCAUAAAAGUAUCCCUUAUUUACUUUGAAGAACUACUAAAAUAGUGGUUCUGUCAGACAACAGCUCUAUAUGAGAUGAUGACUUGGAAUUAAAUAAAGUCCUCAAAUAAAACAAAUAUUUUAUUAAAGUAAUGGUGUGUGUAAUAAAGAGCAGCCUGGUGACCUAGAGGCCAGAGGGGGAGUAUACGUGACACAACCCACAUAAUGCAUAGUGCAUUUAAUGUCAAAAUAAUGUUAUGUCAAAUGUUUUUACAUUUUAUAAUCGAACCAAAACUGAACUGACCUCAAAAAGCACUAAUCACUCAGCACUAGUCAGCAGGGCUGUUAUGUUUCACAUACUGCUGUUGGGACAAUUUCUGAUACUAUUAUUUCACACUUGUAUUGUAUUGAGGACAACAUUGUGUUACAAACAGGCACAGGCUAGCCUACCAUCUUACCUCUGUACAGACAAGGCAUAUUCCCUCUCUCUCUCUCUCUCUCUCUCUCUCUCUCUCUAGUUCCUCGCUUAUCUCGCUCUCUCUCUCUCUCUCUCUCUCUCUCUCUCUCUCUCUCUCUCUCUCUCUCACACACACAUAAUGCAACACUGUUAGAGUCUACAGAUUACGUCCCCCUGCUGCCGUUACUCUGAGAGACAGGCAAAGACUUGGUCUGAAAACCUUCUCUCUUUUUGUUUUGGAUGUAUAAUAACCGGCCAAUAGUUGGAAAUAAAAACACCCAAUUAAACAUAUUGAACAAAGCAAAGGACAGCAGCACAGUGCAGUGACACCUCUCUCUGGCAGACAGACAACACCAAGACCAAGAAGAAGGCCACUUAUUUUUCAUGAGAAAAGAGGCAGCUUGAGUUUCCAUGGUGAUGAUACAAAACCUAUAAUAAUGCAUGGUCAGCAGGACAGAAUUAGUCCAACACUUUUUUUCAUGAGGAUUCAUCCAACAAAUGGAUUCAUUGUGGGUGUUGAUGGAACCAACUCUGUGGUGCUUAUGAUUUAGAGAAAAUCCACUGAUUCAAUGAAUUAAUGUGUUUUAGGUGUUGUAGAAGACUUGUUCACUUGAUUGUAUUGUUAAAAAGGGAAUUGCAUGGAACUGAAUCAAAUCUUAAUUUGAUUAGUUGUUUUAGCAGAGACCAAGACCAUUCGAUUCAUCAGGUGUAUGUCGAGAAGUGGAGAAUUCAAGUGUUAUGACUUUAAAUACUAUAGCUAGCUAUGAAUAGACAGCCUCAAACUGUCUGGUCUUGGUCUUAAUGUAUAUGUAUUCCCUAGCUCUUCUCCUCCAGCCCAACGAUGCCCUGGUCUACAAGCUCCGUGCUGAUGUCAGAGGCCACCUGGGCUUGACUGACCAAGCGGUGCAUGACUACAGAACAGCAGUGGAACUCCAAGAGGCACUGGAGGGCUGA
This is a messenger RNA of Coregonus sp. 'balchen', 34448 nucleotides long. The record is from the annotation of a GenBank genome assembly. Lineage: Eukaryota; Metazoa; Chordata; Actinopteri; Salmoniformes; Salmonidae.